ACGGUAUGAUAAUAACAGUACAUCUUAUUAAUCCGUAACAUAUAUUCGUGGUGGAACAUGUUUGUAAUAGAUUGGGAAAUCUCUUAAAAUGAAACGCCGUGGCUCUAUGGUCAUUCAGGAAAUAGUUUGGGGAUGGCUUUAAUUGUGACAUCAUGUACAAUGGGUAAACAGCCCAAACAACUGUUAGAUAAAGGUCCUGACUACUUGAGAACGAAAACCAACAGACAACUAUUUGCUCAUCACCGAAAGAGUGCAGUCGAAUUGUUAGCUGCCAGUAGACCUCAGUUUGUUAAAAGUACCCAAGCUUUAAAUAAAAGUUGUAGCUUUGAUAAUAGCAUUCAAGGUUCCAGCUUUGGUAAGUCUGGUACCAAGUCAAAAUCAGAAUAUAGCCUAUGCCAAGAUAUACCGGACGGUUUGGAAGACAAGAGAGAAAUUGACCAGCUAGAUAGUGGAAUAGUGAGAGUAAAUAUACAGUCAACUACCAGGUCUGAAACACACUGCUGUAUUAAUGGAAGCCAAGGAAGAAAAAUCAAUAAGUCUCACAGAAACUAUGUGGAUCCUGAUUCAUCAUGCUUUAAACAACUACACAGUUUAGUCCCAACUCGUUAUGGAAAUAAACUGAAAGAAGCAAAUAAGACUAAUAUUAAUCAGGAAACUGUGCAGGAUACUGAGCAGGAUACCAUGUCAGAAGAAGAGAAAAUGAUGGUGGAUAAUGUAAUGACAUUAAGUACAGACAUGAGCUCUACACAAGAUGUGGAUAUGGAAUAUAAAAGUGGGUUUGUUCAAAGGUCGCACUCAGAUUUGAGUUGUCAACAUUCGAGGAGUAGUCCAGUAUUAAUGGAUCGUAAUAGUGCUCGAUAUUCACGUGCAAGUGCAGACUUGGAAAAGUUCUUCAAUGGUAUGGGAAUAGAACGGAAUAUAUUAGACCCCAUGUUACGGAGGCAGGAUAAUACUACUCAAAAAGACGGUGAUAUAUUUGAAAGCAUUAGUUCUCUAGAUUCCCCGGACACUCGUAGUGUGUGUAGUGGUGUUUCAAAGUUAAGUGAAAAGACAUAUUCAAGUACAGACUGUUUAGAAAGAACAUUACAAUCAACUUCAGUGGUAGAGCGUAAUGCACGCAUAAUUAAAUGGUUGUGUAACAUUAAAAAAGCUAAACAACCUUUAACUAGUGAUUGA
This is a messenger RNA of Lottia gigantea (owl limpet), 1176 nucleotides long. RefSeq lists its product as hypothetical. The transcript has 3 exons. Bases 133 to 1176 code for a protein of 347 amino acids. The record is from RefSeq and is a predicted model, not a curated record. NCBI's taxonomy places the organism in Eukaryota, Metazoa, Mollusca, Gastropoda, Lottiidae.